Marchantia polymorpha subsp. ruderalis is the source of this 832-nucleotide messenger RNA. The record is from the annotation of a GenBank genome assembly. NCBI's taxonomy places the organism in Eukaryota, Viridiplantae, Streptophyta, Marchantiopsida, Marchantiales, Marchantiaceae.
AAGAUUUGGCUGCAGACAUGGCCAUGGAAUAGACUGUGCAGCAAGGCUUUUUAAAAGAGGUGAUAGGCUUGCCGGAAUGAAGCUACGAACCACAGUUUCCUUGGACUUGGUACCGUAAUUGACACAGACUGAUAUGAUUCGGAUGUAGUUCGUCAACUGAAUACCCGUUCUCGGCUUGAGAUGGGGCACUCAUAGCUUCUGCGGCUGUUGUCCAGUUUGAAGAGACUCAAUUCUAAAAAAACUGGCUGAAACUUCAACGUUUGGUUCAGAUUUCCCCUGCAGGAUGCGCACGGUUCAUCACAAGAGGAGUCAACGAAGUAUUCAUGGAUUUACAUCAGACUCAAAAGUUGGUCAGCAUCCGACCCCGAUAGAAGAACCUAAAUACAUUAGUGAUGAACAUCUGUCAGCCCAAUCUAUUUCGUCCUCUGAACUGUACAGAAAUUACUGUGUGUUAGCCACAUCACUUCAAAUUGGGUACGAUUCAACCAAGCUAGUCAAUGUCAGUUUUUGCUAUGUCUCGUUGAACGAAACCUUUGUCUAACAUUCCGAAAUCUGUUCUGUAGAUCAGAGAAGUGGAAUCAGUCUCUUCGAGUACAAAUCUUUGAACACAGGAUGAAAUCUUCGAUGCAAUCCAUAUAUAUUAUAGUCUCGUUCUUGCUUUGGACUCGUCAUUGGCUUCUCCUGAUGACCUCCCACAUGAACAAUAUAGCCAAGCUCGCCAGAACAAACAUGCAGAGAGGCCAAUGUGCUUGAUCUACAGUUCAGAGGACGAAAUAGAUUGGGCUGAAUUUGUAGUAGCUAAAUUUGGUCAAUCAGGAGUAACAACAGCAAG